UGAUAGUCGCUGGAAGUUGGGACUCUCGUUGAUAGAAACUGGGGUAAAUGUUAGCGUGUUGGUGCGGAGUCACGGUUCCGCGGCUAGGGGGGGAUUAUAUAACCGCAAACAGGGCGUUUAGCUGCUCCUGUCGGCUUCCAGCGGCUCUUCACGCUCCAACUGUCGCAGCUUUCAGGGACACAAAUGGGUGAAAAGGAGGAAAAGAGCCCCGAUGGAGUCAAAUAUUACAGACUGUCAGAGAUCGAGGAGCAGAACUCGUUCAAAUCAACGUGGAUCAUCAUCCACUACAAAGUCUACGAUGUGACCAAGUUUCUGGAGGAGCACCCCGGAGGAGAGGAGGUGCUGAGGGAGCAGGCGGGAGGAAACGCCACCGAGAGCUUCGAGGACGUCGGACACUCCACCGACGCCAGAGAGAUGGCGGCCGACAUGGUGAUCGGAGAGCUGCACCCGGACGACAGACACAAGAUCGCCACAAACGUGGAAACGCUGGUGACCACUUUGCAGGAUGAGUCCAGUUGGUGGUCUAGCUGGUUGAUUCCCGCUCUGGUCGCUGCCAUCAUCACGCUGCUGUACCGCAUCUACACCACAGACAGCGAGUGACAUCAUCAGACACGCAGCUGUGAUGUCAUCAGCAGGCACUACUGUCAGAUGCCCCAUGUUCUGAGUGACAGCUGUACCAGCCAAUGGCGGUGUAGAGUGGCAGCAGAGCAGACGAGUGGCUGCUGCAGACAACGAGCGAUCUGAUUGGUGGAUCAGAAACAGCGGUUCCACGAUCACUGACUCUACGCUGCCUCUCGACUGUCACCGCACUACAAUACCCACGAUUCAUUUCAUGCUGUUUGGCCAACCAAUCACGUGGCAUUAUGUUAAUGAAGUCAUUUGAAAUAUCGAUGUUUUGAGGAAUCUUUGUGAUUUGAAACGUGUAGAAAUGCAGCGGAUGUAUAAUUUGUUGUUUCUUUUUAUAUCUUUGUACCUGAAUGUAAAUGAGUUUAUGAAUAUGCAAUCAGCAGCUAGCAGAGCACCGCGGCGGCGGCGCGCCGCAGUCACGAGACUGUGCUCGGAUCCUUAACGCAGAUUAUCAAAACAUGAAAUGUUGAUUAUGUCUUGAACACGUAUGAAGUUUUAACAGCCGGGCUCGUGGUAUGGACCCACGUGAGCGUUUGGAUUCAUGUAACGUUCAUGUUCGCCUUCUGUAAACCUCCAGAUUCCGGCUGUGGAUAAUUUGUUAAAAGCUUUGCUCCACAUUUGUCUCAACUUUCUUGUUUUCUGGAGUAAAUCUGUUUGCGUCAGAGGAAA
This is a messenger RNA of Chelmon rostratus (copperband butterflyfish), 1296 nucleotides long. It is a transcript of the gene cyb5a, whose product is annotated as cytochrome b5. The transcript has 5 exons. Gene Ontology annotation, molecular function: heme binding. The coding region runs from base 184 to 600 and encodes 138 amino acids. Lineage: Eukaryota; Metazoa; Chordata; Actinopteri; Chaetodontiformes; Chaetodontidae. Gene Ontology annotation, cellular component: membrane; intracellular membrane-bounded organelle. The record is from RefSeq and is a predicted model, not a curated record.